AGGAGGCGGAGCACAAGUAGUGCUCUGAUCCGAAGCUCAUGGUGCCGGGGUCGGGGCCGGGUGCGCGGCUGCGGCGGGACCUGGCGAGGACGCGAAGAAUUCAUCCUACAAAUAAAAUGAUGACUUCUUGGAGUGACCGCUUACAGAACGCAGCAGAUGUGCCUGCUAACAUGGAUAAGCAUGCCCUGAAAAAGUACCGUCGAGAAGCCUAUCACCGGGUGUUUGUGAACCGAAGUUUAGCCAUGGAAAAAAUAAAGUGUUUUGGGUUUGACAUGGAUUAUACCCUGGCUGUGUACAAGUCUCCGGAAUAUGAAUCCCUUGGCUUUGAGCUUACUGUGGAGAGAUUAGUGUCCAUCGGCUAUCCUCAGGAGCUGCUCAACUUUGCAUAUGAUUCGACAUUCCCUACCAGAGGACUUGUCUUUGACACACUCUAUGGAAAUCUCUUGAAAGUUGAUGCCUAUGGAAACCUCUUGGUUUGUGCACAUGGAUUUAACUUCAUAAGAGGACCAGAAACUAGAGAGCAGUAUCCAAAUAAGUUUAUCCAACGAGAUGAUACUGAACGGUUUUACAUUCUGAACACACUCUUCAACCUUCCAGAAACCUACCUGUUGGCCUGCCUAGUAGAUUUUUUUACUAAUUGUCCCAGAUAUACCAGUUGUGACACAGGAUUUAAAGAUGGGGACCUUUUCAUGUCCUACCGGAGUAUGUUCCAGGAUGUAAGAGACGCAGUGGACUGGGUCCAUUACAAGGGUUCCCUUAAGGAAAAGACAGUUGAAAAUCUUGAGAAGUAUGUAGUCAAAGAUGGCAAGUUGCCGUUGCUUCUGAGCCGAAUGAAGGAAGUGGGGAAAGUGUUUCUGGCCACUAACAGUGACUAUAAGUACACAGAUAAAAUCAUGACUUACCUGUUUGAUUUCCCACAUGGCCCCAAGCCUGGGAGCUCCCACCGGCCGUGGCAGUCGUACUUUGAUCUGAUUUUGGUGGAUGCACGGAAGCCGCUCUUUUUUGGAGAAGGCACAGUGCUGCGUCAGGUGGACACUAAAACCGGAAAACUGAAAAUCGGCACCUACACGGGCCCCCUGCAGCAUGGCAUCGUCUACUCAGGAGGUUCAUCUGAUACAAUCUGUGACCUGUUGGGAGCUAAGGGCAAAGACAUUUUGUAUAUUGGAGAUCACAUUUUUGGAGACAUUUUGAAGUCAAAGAAACGGCAAGGGUGGAGAACUUUCUUGGUGAUUCCUGAGCUUGCACAAGAGCUGCACGUCUGGACUGACAAAAGUUCACUUUUUGAAGAACUUCAAAGCUUGGAUAUUUUCUUGGCUGAACUCUACAAGCACCUGGACAGCAGCAGCAAUGAGCGCCCAGACAUCAGCUCCAUCCAGAGACGGAUCAAGAAAGUGACUCAUGACAUGGACAUGUGCUAUGGGAUGAUGGGAAGCCUGUUCCGCAGUGGCUCCCGGCAGACGCUCUUUGCCAGCCAAGUGAUGCGGUACGCUGACCUCUAUGCAGCAUCCUUCAUCAACCUGCUGUACUACCCAUUCAGCUACCUCUUCAGAGCGGCCCACGUCCUGAUGCCGCACGAAUCAACAGUGGAGCACACACAUGUGGAUAUCAAUGAGAUGGAGUCCCCUCUCGCCACCCGCAACCGCACAUCGGUGGAUUUCAAAGACACUGACUAUAAGCGACACCAGCUCACGAGGUCCAUUAGUGAGAUCAAGCCUCCCAACCUCUUCCCUCUGGCUCCCCAGGAGAUCACACACUGCCAUGAUGAAGAUGAUGAUGAGGAAGAGGAAGAGGAAGAAUAAGGCAGACUGAAAACCCUGAGCACCCAUCAAGUCUGACGGACUCGUGGGGGCAAGGGGCGGAUUGUUUGAUUGUUAGGGAGGGUGGGAGGACUCCAUCAGAAGCACGUUUGGAAAGUACGUUUCUGAAGGCUUUAAAUAAUUCUAAUCAUAGCUACUUCAGUUUUGUGUAUCUGUAUUCUCUGCAGAUGGUUUGAAACUGCAUAGGAAGAGCAGGUAAAGUCAGGUGGAGUGCAUGCAGACGGCACCACGUGGCUUGGGAUGGUUUCUGUGCCUGUUGUCGUGUCAUCUGGAUGCACGAAGGUAGUAAAGGUUCAGAGCAGAGGGGCUGAUGGGAAGAGGAGGCCCACAAAUGCUGUGUACAAACUGCAUUGCUCCAAUCCCACCCGGCCUGUGCGUCACAGUUGCUCACCAGUGGAGAAUGCACGCUUUCAUUACCGAGUGUAGUCAGCCUCUGUUGAGGUCAAGUUUCCUUCCGUUAGCUUUUAGGUUUCCUCGGCCCUGGCGAGGCUGGUGCUGUGUCAGUCAGUGCCUUUGUGGGUUUCCUUGCUGUAGGACGAUUCUAGACUGCAGGGAUUUGAAUUUGAGGCAAAAGUCCUCAUCCUUGCUACAUUUUUUAAAGUUGGUAGCACAAAUGCUUUGUGUUACAUAAAACCAAUCCUUUUGGGGAAUGUAGCUGAGGAGUACAAAGGAGCAGGUUCCCAGAACAGCAGCCACUGUCACAGCCAGAGCUGCCUUCAGCAGCGUGGCCUGCUCCCAGCCACAGAGACGGGAAGGCUCUACAGCAGAAGGGACAGAGGGGAUGAGUUCACUUGACUGGGAAAUGACCUCUGGCUCUGAAUAAAGCAGGAGCCUGUAAACACGAAGGUUGUGACUUCCAACCAUGACUUGUGUUGUAGAACUUGCUCUAACUUUUGUUUUCUUCCAUUCUUGGCUCUGGUCACUAGGGUAUUGACUGCUCUGGAGCUCAGUAAAGUGUGUGUCUAAUGCUGACACUGGCCCUGUGCAGUACAGCUGUCAUGGCUUAGGGUUGGUGUUAAAAUUGCUAGGUAUAUCUGUAUCACUUUUAGUUAAAAACAUGCUUAUAUGUACAGUGUUUCACAGGUAUAAAGAUUUUUUCACUGA
Messenger RNA from Rattus rattus (black rat), 2921 nucleotides. RefSeq names its product 5'-nucleotidase, cytosolic II (gene Nt5c2). Gene Ontology annotation, molecular function: 5'-nucleotidase activity. NCBI's taxonomy places the organism in Eukaryota, Metazoa, Chordata, Mammalia, Rodentia, Muridae. The transcript is spliced from 18 exons. Gene Ontology annotation, biological process: adenosine metabolic process; IMP metabolic process. The record is from RefSeq and is a predicted model, not a curated record. Bases 39 to 1799 code for a protein of 586 amino acids.